This is a messenger RNA of Pyrus x bretschneideri (Chinese white pear), 578 nucleotides long. RefSeq names its product mitochondrial import receptor subunit TOM7-2-like. The coding region runs from base 71 to 292 and encodes 73 amino acids. Gene Ontology annotation, cellular component: mitochondrial outer membrane translocase complex. The record is from RefSeq and is a predicted model, not a curated record. Gene Ontology annotation, biological process: protein import into mitochondrial matrix. The transcript has a single exon. Lineage: Eukaryota; Viridiplantae; Streptophyta; Magnoliopsida; Rosales; Rosaceae.
CAAGCAAUAUAAUUAGGGUUUUUUUAGAGAGAGGCGCGCAGACUCGCACAAACUCCAGAAGCAAAUUUCAAUGGCGUCGAGAAUAUCUCUGAAGAGCAAGGGCAAGACUCCGGCGAAGCCCUCCAAGGGCUCGGAGGAGCGGUCGGUGGCUCAAUCCUUCAAGGAGUGGAGCACGUGGGCCCUGAAGAAGGCCAAGGUCGUCACCCACUACGGCUUCAUUCCCCUGGUCAUCAUCAUCGGCAUGAACUCGGAACCCAAGCCGCAACUUUCCCAACUUCUCAGCCCCGUCUGAUGCGAUCCGGGUUGGAUCAUCCAAUUUCCGUGAUGGGAUUUGGGUAUUGUCUCUAAUGGGUUAGUGGGUCGGUGCCUUUUUCGUGGAAUCGACAUCUUAUGGUUCUGGGUACUGUUUAGGGUUUUGUUCUAUAUUUUAGGGAGGUAGUAGGGUUUAGUAAUUGGAUUUGAGGAAUUUUAUGUAUGCUUUGCUUAAACUGACCAAUGGGCACUUUUCACUGAGGACGUUGCCUUUUGUUGUUGGAUUUAUGGAGUAUAUAAAACUUGGGGUUUCUGCUUCCUAAUAA